UUAUUCGUGGCUCUUGUAGAAAAAGGCUUUUGAAGGAAACUCGGCGCAAAACGAGAGUUUUAAUAGUAUUAACCAAAAUGAAGACUAAAAUGCUACUCGUCCUGGGGUUUUCCUCUGUUGUCCUCUGUUUAGCCGAAAGCAAGAUGUUUGAGGAUGAAAACUUGGCUGCUGCAAAUUACUUGAUUGAUCUUGUCACGAAAGCAGAUAGGGCAGUAAAGCGUGGCAUCCCUUGUAAAUGCAGUGAUAGAUCUGAUGUUCUGGAUGGAGAACAGUCCUAUAUUGGUGGAGACUGUGGUAAAGGAUGGAAAAAAUGCAAAAUUGUCAAUGCACUUUCCAACUGUUGUCAAAGAGAAUAAAAUCAAUUAAAAGAAAUAAAAUAUAGCUCAUCAUGAUCAGGUUUCAGCUUACACCAAGGAUUGAUGCUGACUCCUGUGUUGAUAUUUAUGAUAUUAAUAAUAAUUAAAUUGUUAUAUACCUGAA
This is a messenger RNA of Exaiptasia diaphana, 480 nucleotides long. Its product is annotated as delta-aiptatoxin-Adi1a. Bases 78 to 356 code for a protein of 92 amino acids. Lineage: Eukaryota; Metazoa; Cnidaria; Anthozoa; Actiniaria; Aiptasiidae. The transcript is spliced from 3 exons. The record is from RefSeq and is a predicted model, not a curated record.